CCAAUAUUACCGGAUAUUGAGGUAUUAAUGGGCGAAUUUGUGCGUGGUUGGCGACCGUGCCUGUCAAAUCAAUAAUGAAUCAUUAGCACAAAAUGCAACAAUUCCACAAAAACAACAACAAUGUCUGAGCCCAGCGUUAACGACACCAGCGAGACUGAGAGCCUUGAGGACGAAAUCGAGCCAAAACUCAAAUACGUGCGCUUAUCUAACGACUUGCAGAACAUCCUGUUGACGUCCUCGGCCACCUGCAUCGGCGUGCACCCCAAGUUCGUGUGUCUGGGCUCCCAUUGGGGCGUGAUCCACCUGCUGGACCACCAAGGCAACAGUAUCAAGAGCAAGGAGCUGCGCCCCCAUACGGUGGCCGUUAACCAGAUUUGCAUCGACGGCAGUGGCGAGUACAUCGCGACGUGUUCGGAUGAUGGCAAGGUUUUCAUCCAUGGACUUUUUUCAAAGGAGAAUAGUUUGCAUUUGAAUGUGGGCAGAUUGGUGAAGACGGUGGCUUUGGACCCGCUGUAUUACAAAAAUGGGGCCAAUCGGCGGUUUAUCACAGGGGAUGAUAAGUUGACGCUGUAUGAGCGCACGUUUUUGGGGAGUCUUAAACCGACUGUCUUGUGCGAGAGCGAGGGGCUUGUGAGGAGUCUUUGUUGGGGGGAGAAUUUUAUUGCCUGGUCGAGUAAUAUAGGGGUGAGGGUGUAUGAUAUCACGGCGAGGUGCUCGCUGGGGUUGAUCAAGUGGGAGGAGCACCCGGGAAUUUCAAUCGAUAAAUUUCGGUGCAAUUUACGAUGGGCCGAUAGUCGGACCCUAUUAAUUGGGUGGGUGGACACGGUACGAGUUUGUGUGAUACGGAAACGAAGCAAUUUUGAAAUGGCCAAUCGGGACUUACCCGAAUUUUUAGUCGACCCUGUUUCAACUUUCCAAACCGAAUUUUACAUUUGUGGAAUUGCGCCGCUCGACCACCAAUUAGUUUUACUCGGUUUCCCGAAAGAAUUAGACGAAAAUCAAAAAUCGUUACGUCCCCAACUGUACAUAGUCGAAUAUCGGGACAACGACUAUUCCGAUGUUUGCACCGAUAGUUUAUCACUUCGUGGUUACGAAGAAUACACAGUUAACGAUUACCACUUGGAUGUUUUAAUUGAAGAAAAUCGCUUCUUUAUUGUUGCGCCACGAGAUGUCGUUAUAGCAAGUCCCUAUGAUCUAGACGACAGGAUCCAGUGGUUCAUCCAACACAAUAAAUUUGAGGAGGCUUUGGAUAUUUUAAUGCAAAGUGACAGCCGCCAUAUUCACCGACACACCGUUCAGUCGGUUGGCAUUGACUAUCUAGAUCACUUAUUAAGUCGGGAAAUGUACGACGAAGCUGGAAAAUUGUGCAUGAAAAUCUUCGGUAAGGACUCAAACACGUGGGAAGACCAAAUUUAUAAGUUUGCAACCGUGCAUCAAUUACGAUCUGUCAGUCCCUACAUUCCACGCACGCUUGAUUCGAAACUAAACCCGCAUAUUUACGAAAUGAUUUUGUACGAAUUUUUGAAACUAGAUGCGCAAGGUUUUCUGAACUUGGUUAAGGAAUGGAACCCGAGUUUGUACAACGUUUCGGCUGUGAUUAACGCCGUCUUGGAGCAUCUUCUAGUGUGUGAAGUUGAUAAGAAUCUAUAUUUGGAAGCUUUGGCGAUUUUGUACAGUUUUUUGAAGCGUUACGACAAAAGCUUGUCCAUGUAUUUGAAGUUAAAGCACAAAGACGUGUUCACACUGAUCCAAAAACACAAUUUGUACGGUGUGAUCCAGGACAUGCUCAUUGACCUUAUGGAGCUUGACCAUAAGAAAACUAUUGCACUUUUAUUAGAGAAAAACUCAAUUUCGAGCGAUAAAAUCGUAGAGAAGCUCAAACCGACUGAAUUACAUUUAUACAGGUUUUUAGACGAGUAUGAUAAGAAAAAUCCUAAGGGGAAGUACCACCGUGAGUUGGUACGCCUGUAUGCCAUUUUCGCGCGCGAAAAGUUGCUCCCGUUUUUGAAAAAAUCCGACCAUUAUCCAAUCCAGGAAGCUCUGGAUAUUUGCAAGAAGGAGAGGUUUUAUCCCGAAAUGGUUUAUUUGUUGGGACGGAUGGGCAACAUCGAAGAAGCCCUUGACUUGAUAAUAAACGAGUUGAAAGACAUGCAACAGGCGAUUUCGUUUUGUCAGGAACAUGACGAUCCCGAUUUGUGGAAUGACUUGAUUAAUCAUUCGUUGGACAAACCUGAAUUUAUUAAAUUUCUCUUGCAAAGUAUCGGAACGUAUGUGGAUCCGACCGUUUUAGUACAAAAAAUUAGGAAUGGGAUGGAAGUGCCCGGUUUAAAAAAUUCACUAGUUAAAAUGUUGUAUCAGUAUAAUUUACAAGUGUCUGUACAGGAAGGGUGUAAGAAAAUUCUAGUCUCGGAUUAUUUUAAUCUAUUACGGAAGCUCGUCAAGACGCAACAGAAAGGUAUUGGCGUGUCGGAAGAACUAAUGUGUGGCGCUUGUCACCACAUGGUGCUCGAAAAGGACCCAUCCAGGUGUACCAACAUAACAGUUUUCAAUUGCAAGCACGCCUUCCACGAACAAUGCCUCCCUGAAAACACCACUCGAUGCGGCAUCUGCUAUCCAUCCGAUAAAUAAAACAACGCGUCUGCAAGUCCCGAUCGACCCACGCCGUGAUCCUGGAGCCCCCAUUGUGUCCACAAAAGUCCAACUGCGAGGACAAAUGGACAAGAAACUUGGGAACUAAAAAAUCGCCUUUGGUUUUCUUCUUCUGGUACUUGAGCGGUCCACCGCGCGCUUCUUGAACAUCAAGACUCAACGCCCCCACAGGAGUAGGAUACAGCGAGUUCGGCUCGAACGUACUUACCAAUAAAUUCUCAUUAAACAUGAUAUUUUUAAAAACGUUAUCGUCUGCAACAAGGCCGCUUUUUACAAUAUUUUUAUAAUCACGUCAUUGUUUUUUGUAACCAUACGUAAUAACAAAACUUACUGAUACUGAAA
This is a messenger RNA of Tribolium castaneum (red flour beetle), 2991 nucleotides long. RefSeq names its product vacuolar protein sorting-associated protein 41 homolog (gene lt). Gene Ontology annotation, cellular component: late endosome; HOPS complex. Gene Ontology annotation, biological process: intracellular protein transport; vesicle-mediated transport; endosomal vesicle fusion. Gene Ontology annotation, molecular function: protein binding. The record is from RefSeq and is a predicted model, not a curated record. Lineage: Eukaryota; Metazoa; Arthropoda; Insecta; Coleoptera; Tenebrionidae. Bases 121 to 2628 code for a protein of 835 amino acids. The transcript has 11 exons.